CCUCAGAUGAUGGGAGUGUCACCAAGAACCAGCAGGACUGAAGCUGACAUAACGCAUUGAGCCUCGCCCCGAUCAGCUGUUGUGCCGUCAGCAGCCCACUAGACCACCCCUGCCCCUUACCCUUCCCCUGCGCCUGGCCGGACUGCUUUCUCUCUCCGCGUCACUCACCGGAAGCGUGGCCGUGCUCGCCGCCUCUGCUUGGGAAAUACCCGGAUGUGCAUGACACAGGUCAUUCUGUCAGUCUAUGUGUAACUGUGCAUUUGCUGGCAUUGUUCUUUAUUGUAACUAUUUAGCUUUGGUAUAAUUCGGAAAGGGCAAUUUUCUCAUUUUAUCGAUGGAAGGAAAUAUAACAUAUAUAACCACUUCGGUCCCCUACUCUUUCCUCAUGAAUCGAAGUACACGGUAGCACCUGGGCAGGGCCUGGCACUGUAGCCCCCGCCCGAUGCCAACGGCCUUUGUCACGUGGUCGUGGGCGGCGGUGCGGGCGUAGGGCUACCGGGACCACACCCACCCACGUCUUCAGCUUUCCCUUCCUUCAGUGUGGCCGUGUGUCGUGGCAGCCUCUGGGUGUGUGCACGCUGAGCCCCGAGCCGUGCAGCACGGCACAGCUCCGCCCCACCCUUGACGUGCAGCCCAGUCAGCACGCCCAGUCACUCCUGCCAGCGUGCGUUACUGAGUACUUGACACACGGCACGUGGCAACGCGGCAGGUAUGUGGGCCACGGCAGAAAACUGGCACCACCCGGGCCAAGCGGCAGUAUCGCCCUGCUGGCUGCGGGAAUGAGGUGGGGCGAGCGGCCGGCCUUCCCAAGAGAAAGUUUGAGGACGUGUCUGCUCGUGUUCCGGGAGGCUGUCAUCAUGAUGGCGCUGCUCCUCUUCUACAACACAAGGAUGGUGACGUGGGCGGGACACAUCGGUCUCCCGUUCUGACUGGCUUCAGUGGCAUAAGAUUACAAUGUAUGUGGGACAGUAACGUGUGAAAUACCGUUAGAGGUGAAGUGGCUAUCGCGUGAACAUGGGAAGUGACGGGACGCGGCUAGGGGCAGCGGCGGUGAUGGUGGCGGUGACGAUGACGGUGACGGCAGGCUUCACGGCAGUGGUGGCAGAGGAGUGUGUGGUUGGGGCGGGCUGCUCCCAGUGCCCCGCCGGGCACUUCACGCGUGCCACCAACGGCUCCCUGCUGUGCUGCGGGGGCUGUGCUGCCGCUGCCCUCUACCACGGGGACUUCCCCUCCAGCUGGUGUGCCUGUUACCCGGACCCGACAACCCAGAGUCCGAUGGCCCCUCGCAUGAUCCGCUUCCCGGGGCCUUCCAGCCUAAACCCUGCCGUCGCUGGGGAUUCCCUGACCGCCCCCUCCUUCAGGGACGCCCUCUACAUCCUGAACAAUGGAGCAGGCGGACCUGUAAAGAAGGGCCGCGAGGUCUUUGCAGGCUACCCGGAGGACAGCGGGGCUCGCGUAACUGGCGUCGGCGUCUCCCCGGCGGUGCAGCAAGCCCUCACGCUGCUCGCUGACACCCUCGAAAGCCUACACGCCCGGGUCUCUCGGCUGGAGGCCAUCAUCGCACGCACGCAAGACCUUCAACACUCCGGCAGCAUCAACCGCGUGGGCACCGCCCCGCCGCCCCUCACCCCGCUGCCCACGGAGAGGUCGUGCCCCACCAACUACUCCAGGAUAGGCGAUGACUGCUACUACGUCUCCAUGUGGCACGACUACCGAGCCAUCUGGAAGGACGCCAUGACGGCCUGCGAGGGUCUGGACGGCAAGCUGGCGGAGCCCAUCACCCGCCUUGACUUCCUGGACCUGACGCGGCAGAUCAGCUCCGUCUCGGCUGCCAGCGGCUUCAGCUUCUGGCUGGGCGGUCUGUACCCCGGCGUGUCGUGGCUGUGGUCCUACGCCGGGGAGGAGGUGACCCUGAGCCCCGCCUACUGGGUGGCGGAGGACUCGUCGGGCCGGAGAGUCACGCCCGGGGACACCUCCUUGGGCCGCUGCCUGUCCCUGGCCUACCGCGUCAAGCCGGCCAAGUACUACUUCAGUGCGGACGAGUGCGGCUUCGAGAAGUACUUCAUAUGCCAGCUGGUGGAGGGCGGCCAGCAGAGGACAGUGCCGGUGUGAAGAUGCAAGAUGAUUAGAACUGUAGCCGUACACUGUGUUUACCUAUGACCACGUGAAUGUGUGUUGAUGGAUCAAGUGCAGUACUCGCAUGUAUAUGCCCGUGUCUUGAAUGGAAGGGACAGCUGUUUACAAACCUGUGUUCGUUUACUAAGGAUUUCACGUGAUUAAGUUCUGCCACUGAUAAGCCAAUACACAGAGCAAACACGCAAGAAGUAGUUUCACACUUUUAUUACACAAAAUCCACUUAUAAACAGAGAGAGUAUACGUUUGCGUGAGUCCACAGACCAAGAAGCACACACACGAUAAAUUAAUCAAUAGGCGUGUAAAAACAGAAUGUCGAACCAAGAUCUCAGCCUGUAGCUUAGUCAUGCAGGCCUCCGAUGCCAUCGCCCACGACUCCCCUGAGGGGGGCAGGCAGCUGCACGGGGUGGGGGGGCAGUGCUGGGUCAAAAUGUCCUUAUUUGCGCUUGGCGUCACUAAUGUAACGGUCCGAAUGUGAGAGAACGAGAAUGUGAGUAAGUCAGUGAGUGACAGAGUGAUUAAGUGUAAGCGAGUGCGUGAAUGAACGAGAGAAUGUGAGUAAGUCAGUGAGUGACAGAGUGAGUAAGUGUGAGCGAGUGUGAGCGUGGAUGAGUGAAAGAGUGAAGGAGUGAAAGAGUGAAUGGGUGGCUAAGGAAUGUAAGUGCGUAAAAGGUUAUGAGAAGAUAACACGGCGAGCGAAUGAGUAAAUAUCAUGAACGAGAGUUACUGAAAUCCCUCAUCUCAAAGCCUCGAACCCCCCCCAAGAAAUCAAUAACUAGUUAGGUAUGUAGGGUUUGAUUGUAAUGCCGAGAGGGAGUCACGUGAAGAAGGGGGAGGAGCUUAGCGAGGAGCAGAGGCGAGAAGGCGAGGGCAAUGAGACCCACGGGCCAGUGAGGAAGAGCACCACAAGCUUGGGAGACGUGAGGAGACAAGCACCACUGCAGCAAGCUUGGAAGAGGGCGAGAGCACCACAAGCUUGGGAGACGUGAGGAGACGAACACCCCUACAGUAAGGAGCGGCAGCGAGAAAUCACAGAGAAGCGGGCUGGUCAGAGAGGUGUCCAUCUCUCCACUCAGCCCCCCGAAGAACCACCCACGGCCUGCUGUGUGAGGCGGGCUAGUCAGGAGACGAGCAGCAGGAAGCAAGAAAGGCAGCGAGUUGGAGUUGAGUGAGAGAGGUGUCCAUUUCUCCACUCAGCCCCCCCGAAGAACCACCCACGGCCUGCUGUGUGAGACGGACUACAGGAUGGGAACUUGUAUGGCGGGGUAACCUGCCCCUCGACUGCCCGAGUGGCCGUCCUACCACUUCCCUGGUGGCCGAUAUACCACUGCCCCAAGCUGCUCCCUACAUCACGACGAGCGCCCGCCUCUUCACCCGAGCUGCUCCCUCUCCACAUCAAGCGGCGCCCGUCUGUCCAUCACCAGGACCGCCCGUUUCCCAUGUGGACGUCCCCUGCCGAGCCCAACGCUCACGCCAUCUCCUGCUUCUCCUCCUCCAGCAACCAGUGCUAAGCAUUAUGUGUAUUCCCCAAAUCUCCCUUGUGCCGGUAGCUAGUUAGAGUAGAGGCAUACAGCCUGUCAGUCAUUCAUUUGUUAGUACUCUGCCUAACCUUUGAAAAAUGAACCUAACUACAUAUUUAUAUACAACCUUAC
Molecule: messenger RNA, 3785 nt
Organism: Eriocheir sinensis (Chinese mitten crab)
Lineage: Eukaryota; Metazoa; Arthropoda; Malacostraca; Decapoda; Varunidae
Exons: 8
Coding region: 1015-2112 (365 amino acids)
Source: RefSeq, a predicted model, not a curated record